UCUAUAACGGGAACAAUAGGGAGAACCGUGGCACCGAGGUGUGUUUCCCGCCUUGCAAACGGUAGCUUUGAAACUCCUACAACCUGGCCAUUCGGAUGCGGUGCGAUGGCCUUCUGGUUUCAGCCGUGUUGUAAGUGACAGUAUCACGGAUCGGACGUCAUGCAGAUGUGCUAAGGUGCAGCGUUUUUCGUCCUGCCCAUCUUGCAUGGGUACGCGCCGUCAUGAUGGGAUCUGGCAAGGAGUUCCUUUAUGUUUGUGGAAGUCCAGGGUGCGACUACAAGAGCAAUAAGACGGGACUACAAGAACACACGGGUAAAGAGCACAGGACAUCCAACGAGCUCUUCUGCAAGACGUGCUGGGCCAAGUUCUCGGGCGUUACAAAGCUCUUGAACCACUCUUGUAAAGCAGCUUCGGGAGACGCUGCGUGCGGUGUACUUGGCUGUUCUUUCAAGGGAAGUUUCGAAGGCCUGAAUAGUCAUAUACUGUCGCAACAUGACGGUGUCGACAACUUGGUCUGUAAAUCGUGUCUUUUUAGCUUUGACUACCCUGUCAAGUUCAUGUCCCACGUUGUCACUGAAUGUUUUGACGGGAAUAAUACUCGGACGGCGAACGGGUGUGACACACCGAACGUGACUGUACUGCAGUGUACGGUGCCAAAGUGCACUUUUUUCGCACAUAAUUCUCACGACCUGAUUGCACACACCGAAAACAGCCACCCUACGUGCAAUAAGUUCCUGUGCAGAAAUUGUAACAAGUCGCACCCAGAUGUGAGAUCCCUCAUAUGCCACUACAUGGGUUCAGAGAGUUGCCAGUUAGGGAAUGAGGAGAGGACCAUCACCUGCGGAGUGCCGGACUGCAGCGAGGAAGUGCCACUGUUCAAACUGGUGAGCCACAUCAUAGUGUCGCACCCAAAAACAAACAGGUUCGUCUGCAAGAAAUGCAACAUGUCGUUCGUAGCAGCUAACGUGUUCACCACACACGUGAAGACUUGCAACGUCAAGUCGAAAAAGGCGGCAAAACCCCAGCUGGGAUUCCAACCUUCCUAUCGCUGUUUCUACUGCAAGAUGUUGUUCAACGACCACAGCGAGUACGAGUUCCACCACGGCAAGGUGCACUCCGCGAAAGAGCCCAUGUUGCAGUUGUGGAGCCCUGGUCUGUGUAAGUACACGCGACGUCCCCACGUCGACCCAAAGACGGUCGAGAACGAGUUCGCGUGCGCCUGCUGCGGUGCUCAAAUGUCCAACGAGCAGUCGUUGAUGAAACACAUCAUCAUCAUGCAUCAGCAUCAUUGCUGCAUGAGGUGUGGUUUCUUAUUUGGAACGCGGAAGGAGUUGGCACAGCACAAGAAAGAGGUGCACUACAAGUUUGAGUGGACUCAAGCACCGGAAGAAAAACAGAGGAAAGAAAAACUCAUCGAAAAUUCGAAAGCUCAAGAGAGUAUAAAGAACCGCGUCGUAACUCCGGCACCCGCCACCAGGGCAAAGAAGUUUGAGUGCUACCUGUGUUCCUUGAUGUUCGAGAAGAAGUCCAUCCUACAAAGGCACGCGCUGUCGAGGCAUCGUGUUUACCUGUGCCAUUAUUGCGAAUUUGUAAGUUCGGGGCCGUCCGCGGUCGAAGGCUUGAAAAGGCACCACUUGGCGGCGCACAAGCAGAAGAUAUCGCUGGCACAUCCGGGCGUGAAGGAUGGGCAGACGACAGUUUUCGCUUCUGGCGACGCCUCGGAACGGGAUCGCCGUCCAGCGUCCCCGACGCCCUGUCCCGCUGCAGACGACGCCUCCUCGGCUCCGCAAUCCCUCGGAGAGGAUCGCUCUCAACAGUCUCCGUCGGCACAUCCGGGCGGGAGCAGAAGGGUACAGGGUCCAGCUUCCCGUACGGUCGAGAGCAUCGAAGCAUAUUGCCAGCGUGUGUCUCUGCAUCGAAGAGCAGUCGACAGUUUGCAGAAGACCUCUCAAAAUGCGGGGGCUCUGGCCACCAAUGCAGAGUGUGCCAUAUGUCACCUGAGGUUCCCGUCCAGUUACGCGACGCUCCAGCACAUUUACGAGGCACACAAAGGGUACUACAUUUGUCGGCACUGCAGAUUCGACUGCGAGACUCUCGCCCUCAUGGAGGGUCACCACAGACGCGUGCACGGCAAUAAAGUCCUGAGCUUCUUUCGUAUCGAUAACUACAUUCUGAAAUCGCCGACCAAGAAUUCCGCUCAGGGCGACUCCGUGGGUCCAUCAAAUACGGUGCCUAAAGCCGCAAUAUCUUUGGGCAUGCCGGAAAGUUCAGCCGAGAGCAGAAAACGCAAGUUUGAGCAUUACUACACCACGCCUUUUCGAAACGCCAAGAAGAAGAAGAAGCUGAACGGAGUGACAGUCUCGUCGGACGAAUCGAUAGACAGCGGCUCGAGAAACGACACAUUCGAAGCAGUGGUGAGCCCCCGCAAACAAGAACGCGGCGACAACCACAUUUCGGUAUCCCUGCCAUCGAAUUCUGCGCCUAAUGCUGCAAGUGUGCUACAGGGUCUAGCAGGUUCGGCAGAGUGUGCGGCACUCAAGGUCGGUCACAACCACUCCAGUCGACUCGGUAGCGUCAAGAAGGCAGUGACCACCGUUGCAUCCUCCUCGCACAAAUCCGCAGAGAGCGGCUCGGAGAGCAACGCGUCCCAGCCUGUUCCCGAGGGCACCUCAAAGAUGGAGCACACGUGCGAAAGGUGCAAGAAGGGGUUCUCGGAGAAACACGCCCUGUACGAUCACAUGGCGCAGCAACAUAGGCUUCGGAACUUCUGCAAGUACUGCAACUUCGGGACGAUACCGACGCACGUCCUGUUUGCCCACAUCAUCAGGGAACACCCCGGUCUCGAGUUCAGGCACAUCGUGCUUCAAGACGGCAUGUUUGUGGAAAUGGAAGAGUCUCCGAGCCCGGUGUUGACGCAGAAGGUCCUCAAAGAAUCCAGGGAAGCAGAUGCUGAAGCGUUCGAGGAAGAAACGACCAGGAGCGACGGCAGCGAAGAAGAAGAGGAGUGGUCGAAGCCUUCGGAAUCCAGCACAGAGAGCGAGUGGAGUCCCAACGAGGAAGAAGACGUCGGAGGCGAAGAAGAAGAGGAGUGGUCGAAGCCUUCGGAAUCCAGCACACAGAGCGAGUGGAGUCCCAACGAGGAAGAAGACGUCGGCCAUCGAAGGACUCGAGCCUCGCAAGCGGCACGGCCCGUUGUCGCGGAGACCUCCAGCGAAUCUGAGCGCGACCUGCCCCUCGGCGAAGUACACGAUGAAGAGGAUUCUGCAGAGCACGCUGUUGUACGGAGCGUAUCGUUUACGGAGGACGCUGACAGAGAGGAGACUGCCCCAGCGAUUAUCCCUCGUGUGAACGUGAAAGAGGAACGUCAGGAAAUUGAGUCGCAGAGCGAGGACGAAUACCCCGUUUCGAUACUGGACAUUAUGAAGGAGUUCCCCGCUUCCGGCCGCGUUGCUGAGGUUGAAGCCGAUUCGACACGCGACAAACGGCAGGACGCCGAGCAAGUCAGACGCGAAGUCUGCGACGAGAUGGCAGGCGAUACGAGAGUUUCCGAAAGCUGCGACGUGGGCAUGAAAGUAGAAAAAGAAACGCCGCAGCUUGAAGUGCUCAUCAACGCUGCAGCGAUCAAACGGGAAAAUCGGGAUGAUGAUACGGAAACGGUGUCGAUCGAGACUCAGGAGUUGGAUCCGGUCGAAUACAAAUCUGUGCUGGUAGAAGGGAAGAUGGUCCUUGAGGACAACCAUACGUUUUGCACAAAGAAAGAGGCGGAAAGUUGUCACAAAAACCAGUGGAACGACGAGGCAGAGGGGACGUCGAAAGGAACGUCGGAAUGUCCUCUCAACGUCUUCGGAGGGUAUCGAGUGCCCAAGACAGUCGGUGCUUUUAAGACGCUCCUCGAUAACGUCGGGGACCUGUACAAGUGCUGCGAGUUCGCGUGUUCUUUCAGCACGAUGUUCUCGCCUGACUUUAUCGACCAUUUGAGGCGCCACAAGAAGGCACGGCUCUUCUGUAUCUAUUGUGGCACAAUUGUGGCAGACGCAGCCGAGCUGGUUUGGCACCUGGAUUGCAAGCAUCGUCACUGUUCCUUCCAGUGUGCCAUGUGUCUGUACCGCGCAUCGACGAAACAGCACAUUGAAUGCCACUUCGCUCACGCGCACCCGAACAAACUUGCGGACUACGUCACGGUUCUCGCAGUGAAAGAUCCUCAGGUAGAGAACGUUGUCAAGCCGGAGAGCUGCCAACCGUACUACUGCGGCUUCACGGACUGCAGCUUCAGCACCAUGAAGACGACAGACUUUGUCGGCCACCUCAGCACGGCGCACACGGACGAGCCGUCCUAUCCGUGUCCGCUCUGCAAGGACCAGAAGAGAGACAUCGACGAGUUGGUGUCGCACUUUCAUCAACACGGCAUCAACAACGUCCAGUGCGCUUACUGCAAGCACUGUUCGGUGACCAUCGGCGGAAUAAUUUUGCACCUUUGUUACUGCCACCCCGAAGUCCUGGUCAAGUUCUUCUUUCGAAGCAGCGAUCUCGAAAAAGAAUUCAUGAAAGUGCUCAACGACAGCGAGUACGUCCUUCCGCACUACUUCAUCGAUCUUGUCCGAGAGAAGUCGGCAACCAUGUGCAGGGACAUGGAACACGUAACCCUGCAGCAGCAGUGUCCGUUCUGCAGCGCCUGGUGCAGAGGAUUCCGCGCUUUCAAGUCGCACGUUCUGGCGGAACACAGGCCCGCAGUGAAUUCUUCCGAGCUGGCGGAGAUCCUUUUCCAAAACUAUGGCUACAAGGACGCGGUUCCGUUGGGCAGGUGUCCGUUUUGCUCCUUCGUUGCGGAGAACACGGCGGAGCUUCAAGAACACGUGCUCGACGAAGAGCUUGUGUAUGCACCGUACGAGUGCCACAUCUGCAUGCAGACUUACAGAACGGAGAGAGACCUAGAUGAGCACCUGUUCGACAAGCAUGUCGACGAACAAAAGCUCGUUUUCCACAACCCCGACACGCAGCUGUUGGCAUGGGUUAAGAGCAACAUAGCUCUGGAUAGCAAGAAGCACGAUAUCAAUCCCUUUGACGUGAUCUUUAACCCAUCCUGUUCCACUAAGGACAGUCCUUCUGGUCUGCCAUCCAUCGGCAGUGGGCAACUAGAACAGCUUGCAAAACGCUCUCCGCCGGAGCCCAACAUUCAAGUCAGCGCCGUGUACAGCGUUGAAAGCAACGGAAGUGGGGACGACUUUGUGACGGGCAAAUACCAUUGCGCGGCAUGCGGGCUGACGACGUUCAGCAAGACAAACUUCAAGAGUCACAUCGACGCCUGCAGCAAGAAUUACGUUCAAGACGGUUCAUGUUCUGUGCAGGAGCCAGACUUGAACCGUUCUGUUUGUCGCAAGGGUCUCAAGACGAAGAAGCUUCCAGGACGGCACAACGAGAUUGUUCACGUGGAGGAGGGCGGCAGGAAGGUGAUCACCAUCGACGAUGAUGAAGUUGAGAGCGACGACGUUCAAGUUUUGAUACUCGAACCGAAACCAAGUUCGCGCGGCACCGCGAUCGACGUGGGCGCCCAUUGCAAAGGCACGACAACAAACAAGGAAGGGUUCUCGUUUUACGGGUCGGAGUUUGUUCCUGUGAGCAAGAAGAAUCUGUUUGUGCAAACGGAGUUUGUGAAAGUUCCUGUGAGGUCAUACAUGAAGCUGGCAAACUUUGAGCCACACGUCCUCGUGGAGGAUGUAAAGUGGAGAUUGCUGUGAGGUGAAUCUCGGUCAUGUGUCGGCACGAUGUCGGGACUGCUCCCCGAGAGAUUUGUACUUGCAUUUCAUCGUUGUUCUUCAUUUGAUCAUUUUAUCGUGUUAACUUUUGUGUACAGUACUCCAGUUUUGUGAUUCCUUACAAAUACUUACCUGAUUGUUGCGCCCUCGCUUUUUUUUUUGCUCUGUUGCAACGUGCACAUAAAGAUAUGUGCGAUUCAGCGUAUAUCCUGGAUAAUUUUACUAUGUGCAUGCAGCUGUACAGAAGUGUAUUUUUGAGAUUCUUACGUUUUGUGCCCUGAUGCCCUGCUCUUUAGCGAUGCUUGUUUAAAGUGAUCGUCUCUUGUUGGAACCAUGUUCUUGUUCUGCAAUAUAGAGGUCAACAAGGAAUAUGAAAUCUCUAGAAUUGGUGGCUUGUUUACCAGCGUUGUGACGUUUCUGCCUUAUUGCGAGUCAGUCGUACGGGAUUUUCGUAGCUUACAAGAACCCACGCGCUUGCCUAGUCUUGGUGCUAUAUGGUUGCUUAAUCUGGACGAAAAUAGACAUGAGCUUUGAGAAUAAAGGAAACUAUUCUUGUUCCUA
Molecule: messenger RNA, 6314 nt
Organism: Ornithodoros turicata
Lineage: Eukaryota; Metazoa; Arthropoda; Arachnida; Ixodida; Argasidae
Exons: 1
Coding region: 222-5735 (1837 amino acids)
Source: RefSeq, a predicted model, not a curated record